UCAGUUUUCCAGCACAUUUCGCCGUUGAACGUUUGCGAUUCGUAGUGAGUGUGCGCUAGCCCAGAGUCGAACCAGAGAUAGAGCUAGAUUCAGGUAUUGAAAAUAAAAAGAAGAAAACAUGUCGUUGAGACGUAAGCAAGACGAUAUUCCGAUUAAAAUUGGCGGUUGGGAUGGACGGUUUGUGUCGGAGAAGCCAAAAUUGAAAGAGGGCUAUGAAUUAGUUAAACCAACCAGAGGGACGCUCGAUCGCCAGCAAUGGCAAGAGGGUAAAAAGGAAGUGAUUUCCAAGGGGCAACAUGAUUGCCGAUCAACGACACAUUCCGAAGAGACAACGACCAAAACAACAACAUCCACCAACAAUACGACAUCGCAGUCGAGCAAGGAACAUUUCAUUCGAGUUGAAUCGCGUGAAGAUCAUGAUCAACAACGGUAUGCUCAACAACAACAGCAUGACGAACGGUAUGAUCAACGCUAUGAAGAUGAGUAUGCCGAGAAUCGGGGCGAAAAUACGCAAAAUCAGUAUGAAUCUUAUCAACAACAGCAACAACAACAACAGAAUCAUCAGCAAUAUCAACAGCAAAAAUACCAACAACCGCAGCAGCAACAGCGUCAACAAUGCCAGCCACCACAAUCGAACCAACAAUUUCUCAGCGAACGGGAGUACAAUCAAGCCAAGCAAAGUGCAUCGGAUGCUGGCCAAUUGUACGGUUACAACACGGAGACCGAAGUGCUUCCAGCUCAAUGGGACGGUAAAUAUCCGGAGGGAUACCACAACUACCGACCAAAUCCGCAAAUCAAUCAGUCGAACGCGAACAAUUUGCACGGUUAUACGACGGAGCCAACGGUGUUGCCAGCCCAAUGGGAUGGCAAAUAUCCAGAAGGAUACCGUAAUUAUCGGCCAAAACCCGACCAAAAUCGCUCCAGUGCCAAUAAUUUGUAUGGUUUCUCAACGGAACCGACGGUGUUGCCCGUGCAAUGGGAUGGAAAGUUUCAAAAGAGUGGUGACACAUACCUUUUGCCCGAUCGUAAUCGAUCAAAAACCAACGAUUACUAUGGAUACGACAAAACACCAACCGUAUUACCAACGACCUGGAAUGGACAAUUCCAAUUGGAUCCCAACGAUGUACGCAUCAAACCCGAUCGAAAUGCAUCCGAUGUUCGCGACUAUGCUGAUCAUCGUCGAUUUGUGACCAGAGAAUAGUAAAACAACUGUACGAACAAUCGAUGAGCUACAUGCAAGCAACCAGGCGAACAUGCUAUGCAGCCAAUAAAAACAACAACAAAUCAACCUUCAAAACAACCAAUUCCCCAAUACUAACGCUCGAUCACGAUAUUCACUUAAAAGCACUGGCAGCGAUCGAACGCACGUUCGCACGCUUUGAAACAUGGCAUAAACACCGCUCGCGCUUACCACAAUACACACACACACACACACCAAAUGUGCUCAUCGUUUAUAUUUAUUUUAAUUUUCUCAUAUUAAUUACUAAUCAAUAAGUCGCGAUGCUGGCUCCGACCACGCACACAAUUUGAGAUGCAAAAAAAACAACAACAAAGAAUGCAAAACCAGAUCAGGAACUGUAAUUUUAAACACAUUUCAAAAAUGAGAGCAAUUUUUUGUCUUACCUUUUUUUGCUUCGUUUCGUUCUCACAUUUAUUCUGUUUAAUGGUGAAACCACACACAAAUACACUCUGAACAAAAUAGCACGUAUGAUUCAAUAAGCUCAGAAAAACCUUGUGAUAUACGUUCAAAAUAUCGGUUAAACUGUUUUUUGUUGUCACACUCAAUAGAAAUUAUUCAUUUUUUCUGCGAUUCUUUUGGAAUUCUUUCGUAUUUUUUUGUUUUUAUUUUGACUUCAGUUUAUUUUUUAUUCAGCUUCUUCUUUUUCUUAGAUUAUGUUCAAUUUUUUUUUUGUCCAAAAUGUACUCCAAAUUCCGAUCGACACAAUAAUUCAUAUUCUUAGAUGAAGCAUGCAAUAUUUGAGUUAACAAAUAUUCAUUUUGAUUUGUAUGAAAAAAUAAAAAUUACAAAAAAAAAAAAAA
Sitodiplosis mosellana (orange wheat blossom midge) is the source of this 2040-nucleotide messenger RNA. RefSeq names its product probable basic-leucine zipper transcription factor Q. The coding region runs from base 119 to 1201 and encodes 360 amino acids. Lineage: Eukaryota; Metazoa; Arthropoda; Insecta; Diptera; Cecidomyiidae. The record is from RefSeq and is a predicted model, not a curated record. The transcript has 2 exons.